Messenger RNA from Marmota flaviventris (yellow-bellied marmot), 1626 nucleotides. RefSeq names its product transmembrane protein 71 (gene Tmem71). The record is from RefSeq and is a predicted model, not a curated record. Lineage: Eukaryota; Metazoa; Chordata; Mammalia; Rodentia; Sciuridae.
AGACUCUGUGAGAUCUUCGCCCUGCCUUUGUCUUGAAUACCACUGGCAGGAACCAGGCAGGAAGUGUGACCUCACACUGGCUCUGCCUAUGUUAUGAAACAGUCGCCUGAGCACCAGACUUCUGCACACUGCAGUCAUGUGCACAACAAGUAUUAGGAGAGGGAAUGGAAAUUCCUUUUUCAAGAGGCCUCGGCACCUGUUGGCGUUCUGAUGUUUUACUUUCAGUCGAAGAACAGCUCAGUCCUCGCUUUCUCUGCUAUCAACCACAGGGAGCAUCACAUUUCCGCUCCACCAGGUCCAACAGAGAAUGUAUUGGAGAGCUGGCUCCCUCGUGUAUUUUCCCAAGCCUGGCCUUCGACUUCCUGGACGGUGGGAGUCCCUUUGAAUGCUGCUCCAUCGACCCCUUGACAGGCUCCCAUUACACCUGUCGCCGCAGCCCCAGACUCCUCACCAAUGGCUACUAUGUGUGGACGGAGGACAGCUUCCUCUGUGACGAAGAUGGCAACAUAACUCUGAACCCUUCCCAGACCACCGUCAUGUACAAGGAGAACCUGGUCAGAAUAUUCAGGAGGAAGAAGAGAGUCCGCCGCUCCCUUCCUUCUCUCUUCAGCCUCAGUGCCUCCCAAUCCUGGCUGUGUGGAAGUGUCUUGGGUGAUUCUGAUACUUCCCCCCAUGAGGACAUCUGGCUGGAGGGUGCCAGGAGGCUGGAUUCAUACCACAGCAGCGAGAAUGAAGGGGAUUUCAACUGUUCUUCUCUGACUGACAACCUGGAGAAGCCAAAGGCAGCAUCUGUGACAGCCUCCACUUCCAGCCAAAUCACAUCUCAGCCUCCCAGAGGAAGCUCCCGGGACACCCUUCAGUCCCUGUGGAAUGCCCCUGAACGUUUGCAAGAGAACAUUGUGGAUCAUUCACAAACCAGUGUGUUUCCGGGUGUCUCCUUUCAGGCAGUGCUGCUUACAGCAGGCUUCAUCAUUUCUCUAUGUGCAAGAUGGUGGAUUGGAGGAGUAUUAUCCAAUGUCUUCACGUGCAUGCUGGUGAUAACAAUUGCUUAUGUUGUCCAGUCAUUGUUCCUCAGCCUCGCCAGCUAUUUCAAAGCCUCCGCCCAUGCCUGGUUUGCCAGAAUUUGACAACCAUUUAGGAAUGCCUCUGAUGAAUCUCUUCCAUCUGAAUAUCCGGAAAUUGUCCAACUGGCAGUCUGCUUGGAAUUGACUGUUAUAUUUGCAAGGGAGUAAGCAGCUGGAUGAUGGAGGGGAAAAAAAAAAACAAAUUUGGCUAUGGGACUUCUGUUUAAACCCUCAGUUUCCCCUCACAAUGGUAACAUGCUUAUGAGAAUCAUAUGAAUUUGCUUUUCCUUUGCGAACACUGGUGGUUGAAAAGGAAAGGACGAGGGUGGGUGAGAGAGAACAGAGCGCUGGAGUGAAUGGCCCUGUCAUUCCCUCAGGCCCUGGUUCUCAAGCUUUAAUUUUCACUGGAGAAUCCUGUGUGGGGCUUGUAGAAGGGUGGAUUCCUGGGUAUGCCAGCCGGUGGGAACCUGUGCCUUACUGUCCUGCUUUAAUUGGCCACUGAAAAUAAGUUCAUGUAAUCAAUUCCAGCUGGGAAGUAAAGAAAUGCAGUUUGCACAUUCAG